UGGUACAGAGGCUACUUGACAAGGAACAAAGCCCAGCAGGGAGUGUUCCCGGUCAGCUUAGUCCAUCUUAAGGAGGUCAUCGUUGAAAAGCGAGGAGAUGAGGAAGUGGUGAUGUCUGCAGAGAUGCCUUUGGUCAAGGAGGUGACCACCACACUGCGGGAGUGGGGCAGCAUAUGGAAACAACUGUUUGUGGUACAAAUAAAGCCAAUAAAAGCCAACAAACACGUGCGUGUGAAGCAGAUCCAGAGGCUCAUGUGGGAGUUGAUGGAGUGGCGUUCUCAGCUGCUGUCUGGGACAUUGCCUAAUGAUGAAUUCAAGGAGCUCAAGCAGAAAGUUACUUCCAAGAUUGAUUAUGGCAACAAGGUUCUAGAGCUGGACCUUGUCGUACGAGAUGAAGACGGCAACAUCUUGGACCCCGAAAGAGCUAAUGUCAUCAGUCUCUUUAGGGCACAUGAGGAGGCCACAACCAAGAUAAAUGAACGCAUUAAAGAGGAACAGUCCAACAUCCAGACAGACCACAGUGGCAUCUCGGCGCGGAUCCAGUCUUCGCCCACCCACAGCCUCUACGUCUUUGUCAGGAACUUCGUCUGCCGCAUCGGAGAGGAUUCUGAGCUCUUCAUGUCCCUCUAUGAUCCCAUCAAGCAGACCAUCAUCAGUGAGAACUAUUUGGUUCGCUGGGGCAGCAGAGGUUUCCCAAAAGAGAUUGACAUGCUGAACAACCUGAAGGUUGUCUUUACAGACCUGGGGAACAAAGACCUGAACAGAGAGAAGAUUUAUCUGAUCUGUCAGAUAGUGAGAGUUGGCAGGAUGGACUUGAAAGAAACAAACCACAAGAAGAGCACUCAGGGCCUCAGGCGGCCUUUUGGGGUGGCAGUGAUGGACAUAAGUGACAUUAUCAAAGGGAAGAUUGAAUGCGAUGAGGAGAAGCAGUUUUUCAUCCCCUUCUUU
Molecule: messenger RNA, 948 nt
Organism: Menidia menidia (Atlantic silverside)
Lineage: Eukaryota; Metazoa; Chordata; Actinopteri; Atheriniformes; Atherinopsidae
Source: the annotation of a GenBank genome assembly